Messenger RNA from Amphiprion ocellaris (clown anemonefish), 3754 nucleotides. RefSeq names its product fucosyltransferase 8b (alpha (1,6) fucosyltransferase) (gene fut8b). Gene Ontology annotation, biological process: protein N-linked glycosylation. Gene Ontology annotation, cellular component: Golgi cisterna membrane. NCBI's taxonomy places the organism in Eukaryota, Metazoa, Chordata, Actinopteri, Pomacentridae. The record is from RefSeq and is a predicted model, not a curated record. The transcript is spliced from 10 exons. Gene Ontology annotation, molecular function: glycoprotein 6-alpha-L-fucosyltransferase activity; protein binding. The coding region runs from base 684 to 2435 and encodes 583 amino acids.
UGGGCGAUGACACUCAGCAGAUCCCACCAUAGACUGAUCCCCACAGAGCUGCUCGGACGGCCGGAUUCACACUUAGAGCUCUAGGAUCCCCUUAGUUCCUGCUUCCGCUGCAGCCUUUGUACUCCGUUUUGUGGAGCCUCACACCCCGGCUACCGCUGCGGCAGAAUCAUCCUCCGCAACCCUGCUCAGAUGCCUCUGGAAGCCACUGUAUCACGUCAAGGUUGCAAAUUGAAUUAAAGAAUCUUGUGAGAGUGGAAGAAAGGUGGUGUUGGAUAAACUCUGCAACACGGAGCUGGGCGGACAGGAGAAGACACCGAUCAGAUUGUCUACGAUUCUACGAUUUCAUUCAGCAGACGCUUUUAUCCAAAGCGACGUACAACUGAGAGUAGAUACAGCACAGUCGUCAAAACACAGACUUGUGAGCAUGCUUAUGAUGCUUUAGUACAAAGGAAAGGCUGGUUGAUCACUGGAGAAACACCCACUGCCUUUCCUUAAACAAUCCCGAGCCACCAACACACACAUCUCCCUCUCAUCUGUUAUUUACCAUCCCUGCAAAGAUGCCAAUGCCAAGACUGGUGCUGUGGCAUUUGUGGUGACAGAGCACAGUGUGUGCGUGCACAUCCGGCAGGUAGGCCGGUGGGUCGGUACACCAAGUGGCGUUUUUCGGUGGGCGUGGCUGAACCAUGCGUCCCUGGGCAGGUUCAUGGCGUUGGAUUACCCUGGUGCUGCUAGCCUGGGGCACACUUCUCUUCUACAUUGGUGGUCACUUGGUGAGAGACAGUGAGCAUCCAGAGCGGUCCAGCCGGGAGCUUUCCAAGAUCCUGGCAAAGCUAGAGCGACUCAAGCAGCAGAAUGAAGAUCUGCGGCGCAUGGCCGAAUCGCUCAGGAUACCAGAGGGUCAGGCAGAAGCUGGGUCCUUGGCAGCAGGGAGGCUCCGCUCCCUGGAGGACCAGCUAACCAGAGCCAAACAGAAGAUCCACAGCUUCCAGAAACUCACUGGAGAUGGCCCUGGGCCAACACAGGAGGAGGUGCGAAGGAGGGUUGAGAAUGGCGUGAAGGAGUUCUGGUACUUUGUUCGCAGUGAAGUGAAGAAACUGGCUAUAGUUGAGCCCAGCAACCGGCAGAAAUAUGCUGACACACUCCUGCAGGACCUGGGACACCAGGAGAGGUCUAUCAUGACAGACCUGUACUACCUCAGCCAGGCCGACGGAGUCGGUGAAUGGAGAACGAAGGAGGCUAAAGACCUUUCAGAUCUGGUCCAGAACAGAAUCACCUACUUACAGAACCCCCCAGACUGCAGUAAGGCAAGAAAGCUGGUGUGUAACAUUAAUAAGGGCUGUGGUUAUGGCUGCCAACUCCACCAUGUCGUCUACUGCUUCAUGAUCGCUUAUGGCACCCAGCGCACGCUCAUCCUGGAGUCUCACAACUGGCGCUAUGCCCCCGGCGGCUGGGAGACUGUCUUUCUGCCUGUCAGUAACACCUGCACUGAUCGCUCUGGGGCCAGCACUGGACAUUGGUCAGGCGAAGCCCAUGAUAAGGAUGUCCAAGUUGUGGAGUUGCCCAUAGUGGACAGUCUCCACCCUCGGCCCCCCUACCUGCCCCUGGCUAUCCCUGAGGACUUGGCACCACGCCUGCAGCGACUGCACGGUGACCCAUCCGUCUGGUGGGUGUCCCAGUUUGUCAAGUACCUGGUGCGCCCUCAGGCAUGGCUAGAAAAGGAGAUCCAGCAGAGCACUGCCAAGCUGGGCUUCAAACACCCCAUCAUUGGAGUCCAUGUGAGGAGGACAGAUAAAGUGGGAACAGAGGCUGCAUUCCACCCCAUAGAAGAGUACAUGCUGCAUGUAGAGGAACAGUUCCAACAUCUGGCCAGACGUGUCCACGUAGACAAGAAACGUGUUUACCUGGCCACUGAUGACCCCUCCCUGCUGCAAGAAGCUAAGACUAAGUAUCCAGACUACGAAUUCAUUAGUGAUAACUCCAUCUCAUGGUCGGCAGGCCUUCACAAUCGCUACACUGAGAACUCACUAAGAGGAGUCAUCCUGGACAUCCACUUUUUGUCCCAGACUGAUUUUCUCAUCUGCACCUUCUCCUCACAGGUCUGCCGUGUGGCCUAUGAAAUUAUGCAGACGCUGCAUCCAGAUGCCUCCUCCUUCUUCUACUCUCUGGAUGACAUCUACUACUUCGGAGGUCAAAACGCCCACAAUCAGAUUGCUAUCUACCCACACCAGCCGCGCAACAGUGAGGACAUUCCCCUGGAGCCCGGCGAUGUGAUUGGCGUGGCUGGGAACCACUGGGACGGAUACUCCAAAGGCAUCAACCGCAAACUGGGUCGCACUGGCCUCUACCCUUCCUACAAGGUCAAAGAGAAAAUCGAGACUGUAAAGUACCCGAUGUACCCUGAGGCAGACAAACUGCUCAACUCUCAAAAGAAGUAAAAGGAGACAUGAAAAAAGAGAAAGGAAUGAGGAGAAACAUGCAGUCUCAGAUUGCUGGGAAGGAGGCUGCACUUGUACAGAAGAGAGAGGCGUACUCAGUGCGCUAAGCUGAGAAGAAAAGAAAAAGCCUGUACCCAGGGGUGAUAGAAAUAAGAAUGCACUUUGUAUGUUUGUGUGAGCGCGCGCAUGUGUGUGCGGACGUAUGUUUGCACUUGUGUUUAUACCUGUGCAAAUGUCAGGUCAUGGAAGACUUGCACCCUACCACUCCUCCCCCCACCUGACAUUCAGACUUUGGGUCUGUAGAGUUGUAGACGUGAACAUUGAUUUUGAAUAAAGCAAGUAAACAAUUAAAAAUCUACAAAACUGACCGAGCUCUCUCUCCCGAGACAACACUGGGACGACUGUAAGACUGGCACACCCCAGAGUGAGCUUCAAAUCAAUGACUGAAAAAAUGACAAGCUGGGAAAAAAAAGUGUUUUGAUUUUUAUUUAAUUCUUUACAGUGGUUUUGAUUCUGAUCUUGCCUUUUUUUCAUCUUUUCCUGUUUUUGAUUACUGAAUGUACUGUACCUUCUUGCCAUGCUCACCGCUGCUCCUCCCUUUCCUCCUCAUCUCACUGUGCUUCCUCCAUCUCUUCUCUUCAUGUGCAAUUAAUUUUACAAUACCAUGUUGUGCUUUUAUCAAGUAUUUUAAGUAAUCUUAAUUUUGUAUGUAUGCACUAUAUACUGUAUAUAGUGAGAGAGACAGAGAGAGAGAGAGAGAAUGGAUAUAUAUGAGAGAUCAAGUCUACCUGUGUGUGUUGUUUAUGUCUAAGUGGCCAUGUCAUGACCAGGUGCCUGGCUAUUGGUGAGCAGUGUGUGUUUUAUUUCUGGCUUUCUUCCUGACUGAAGUGUGGCCAGCAGAAGACUGGCGGCGGCAGUGGGGACUGUCGUCAGACCUCAGCACUUGGAACAAUGGUGAACUCCAGUCACUUCGCUGGUAACCUCUGGUGAACAAUGGUAAAAUUAUGUGGAGUAUGGUGCACGCACACACACAGACACAAGGGCCGUCCCGAGGCUCACCAAAAGAUGCACUCCACUGAGAUAAUGUCCUUUUCAGCAUCUUUGCUGUCUCUUUUGUCCUCUUGUUUGUUGGGUUCUUUUUUUACUUUUAACAUUGCUGUUUUAAAAUAAAUGAGAAAAAAAUAUGCCUAUGUUUAAAAAUGAUAAUGCUAUGUCAUAUCAAACUCAGUCCUCAUCAUGAAGGGUUUUUCCAUAACUUAUGUUCUUGGGCAUUGUCUUUGAUAACCACAGAUCAAAUAAAUUGAGAAACCAACACAGCA